AUGAAGACAAUCACAGGAAAGGUUCUCUCUACAAGCUCGAUACCCCUCUCCAAAGCCUCCUCCAUUCUCUCCAAAUUCGCCAAUGCUGACACCAACGCCUCACCGGCGCUCUGCGCCUACCUUCGACGUGCUUCUGUUGCUUUUAACGAGUUGUCUCAGCUUCACAAGGAACUCAAAUCCAAUCGCAAAAGCAAAACUUCCAACUCGGAGAUUCUUGCCGAAGAGGAAAAGCCGACCCGAAGUGUCCUCUCUAAUCAACAAACCGGUCUUCCCGAGUUGAGAGAAUCGAGUCACGGGCUAAGCAACGGAGUAGAGAGCAAGAAAAAGAACGAUAAGAAGAAGGAAAGAGGUGAGUUUGUUAACGGGAGUGGAAUUGUUGUGGUCAAGGAGAAGACAGCGAAAAAGAAGAGAAAGAGCGGAGAGAUUGAGGAGAGAAAGGAAAUAUAUUCAGGAGAAUCACCGAUUAAGAAGAAAAAGAAAAGAAAAACUGAAGAGCACAGUUAA
Molecule: messenger RNA, 504 nt
Organism: Mangifera indica (mango)
Lineage: Eukaryota; Viridiplantae; Streptophyta; Magnoliopsida; Sapindales; Anacardiaceae
Exons: 1
Coding region: 1-504 (167 amino acids)
Source: RefSeq, a predicted model, not a curated record